AUGUACCACCACUACACACUUCACGAACACACCUCAGCCUUUCGCUUCCCCUUCAGCUCCGCGGCAUCGGCUUCCGCAACCUUCUCCACUGCAACAUCUUUGCCGUCAGCACUCAUGAUUCAGAACGACGUACUUACGAACCGGAAAAAAAUUCAAAUGUUCAACCGACACAGAUGCCUCGUCCAGUCGUGCACUAUUCCUCCGUCGUCGUACGAAUGCCGGUUUGCAACGCUCGCAGAGGGCAGCACGCACGAAUACGCAGAUUUGGACGUACCUAUUUGCGUUCGAUCUUGCGUCAUGACGCUCAAGUCGCAGCCCGAACGUCAUCUUUUCUGCUCAUUCCUCUUUCUCAACGGACUCGUAUUUGCUACCGCACCUCCCGCUGAUGUCACUCUCGAUGAGAAAGCGAAGUAUGAUCACAAGGUUGAUAGUCUCAACAUACUUCUAUACACUGCGCUUCUGUCGCUGACUGUCGUGACUGUAUGGAUGUUCAAGCAUCGUCGUGUGCGCUACCUUCAUGAAACGGGUCUUGCCGUUGCGUAUGGAUUGAUUGUAGGCGCGAUCAUGAAAUACUCCGCGACAGGAACCAGAAUUAGCCACAUAUCGUUCGACACCGCCGAUACAGGUUGGAACGAAACCAUCCCACCGGACCGCGUUUGGUUAUCCAUGAACAUAUCAGAUAAAGCGGAUUCGCCGGCAGUACGAGGUGUUUUCGCGUAUGGCUUCGAAGGCCGUAUUUCAGGCGCUGAAAACGAGUUCGAGGUGAAAGCCACUUUCGAUCCGGAGAUUUUUUUCAACAUCCUGCUCCCACCGAUAAUUUUCAACGCUGGAUACAGUAUGAAGAGGAGGUACUUCUUCCGGAAUCUCGGUGCUAUCAUGACGCUUGCGUUCGUAGGAACUGUGAUUUCAGCUGCGACUGUGGCCGGAAUAAUUUACGGGGUAGUGACAGUUUUCGAUCCCGGCAGUGGCACGAUAUCGUUUGCUGAUUGCUUGUACUUCGGCUCAAUGAUAUCUGCUACUGACCCAGUCACUGUGCUUGCAAUUUUCAACGAUCUGCACGUGGAUGUGACUCUGUAUGCCCUGGUCUUUGGGGAGUCGAUACUGAAUGACGCUGUAGCAAUCGUUCUCACGGAGAGUGUUAGAGACUACCAGAGCAAAAUCGGUCAAGGGAACUUUGAAGCCAUCUUUUCGUCGCUCGGAAGUUUUGCGAGCAAGUUCGGCUUCUCUUUCAUGUUGGGAUCCGGAAUGGGAUGCUUGACUGCGAUUCUGACAAAGUUUACGAGAUUGUCAGACUUUCCGUUGCUGGAGUCGUCGCUGUUCGUGCUGAUGUCGUAUUCCGCCUUUUUGAUGGCCGAAGCCUCGGAUCUCACUGGCAUCGUGGCUGUGCUAUUUUGCGGGAUUUGUCAGGCGCAUUACACGUAUAACAAUUUGUCCGGAAGCUCAAAAUACAGAACGAAGGAGUUCUUCGAGCUGUUGAACUUUCUGGCAGAGAAUUUCAUCUUCUGCUACAUCGGAGUUUCGCUGUUCACCUUCCCCUACCACAACUUCAACGUUUUCUUCAUCGUUGGAGCAUUUGUUGCAAUUGCUGUUGGACGAGCCUUGAAUAUCUACCCCCUGUGCUUUUUGCUCAACCUUGGUCGAAAACACAAGAUUACCACGAACUUUCAACACAUGCUUUUCUUCUCGGGGCUGAGAGGAGCGAUUGCUUUUGCUUUGUCAAUCCGAAAUACUUUGUCGACUGCGAGACAGUUGAUGCUUUCAGCGACUUCUGUUAUCGUCAUCGCCAGCGUGUUUAUUUGUGGUGGUUCUACGAGUCAAAUGUUGGUGUGGUUAAAUAUCAAGUGCAAUCAAUCGGAUGAGAGUGAGAGGCAGGAAAUACUGAAUGCAACACGUCGUGAACGGUCAGCAUACGAAAGUUUCGGUCCACAUGGGCUGUCGACAGGACCCGCGCCGACGGCAGUGGGACAGAAGGCCUGGGCCGCAAGGUUGUGGACCAACUUUGACGUCAACUACAUGAAGCCGUUUUUGACGCACUCGAGGCCAACGUUGCUGGAGACGAUGCCGGUGUGCUGUGCCCCGCUGGCGAGGAUACUGACCACCACUGAGCAGCUCACGCAAGCCUACGAGCACGGAAAAGUUGGAGAGAAUGCUGACACGGAAUUGUGUCUAGACGCUGAAUUGACGGGAAAUCCGUCCGGGAUUAGCUCCAUUUCAAGGGAGCUGUCGGGUUUCACUCGCAAUGGCAGAAGUCUCCCCGACGAACAGCAUUCAAAGCCGAAACUCUGAGGCCACAGACCACCGGAACCGCAUGAACUUCGUUCUUUUUUUGCUUCUUGCGUGAUUAUUUUCGUUUGCGUGUACGAUUCCCCAAACGGCAAGGGUUUAUCAGAUGUAAAACCUUUUUUUCCACGCAGUGGCUUCAUACUAGGAGUAGUUUAAUUCUCUAACAUAUUGAUGCUCACCUGGUUAAAUCACGGGAAGUUCGAAGGCAGUACGAAGCUUUUAUCAGUUGAAUGUUCGGUAUUUUACGCUCUCUCUCUCUGUCCUGUUUCGAUUGUGUCGCUUGGCAAAUGGUUGAUGGGUAUUUUUGCGUGCAUAAUUCCGGAAGCUCAGUUGAAGUUUCAGCAUUAUUAUCUGCUGUAUCCCUGUGUUUGAUCAAAAGUUUUUUUCAAAUUGGAGAUUGAGCGGAAUGUGAAUAUCGGGUGCUUGAUCCUUUCGAAGCAUGUAAGUUUUCGUCGGAAGGCGGAAAAUGAGUUUCGAACGUGUUGCUUGUGAUGCCUGCCUUGGUCGUGUGCAAAUUUUUUUUAAACGUUGGUGUGUUUCUCGACGACGCAGAAAAGGGGCAUUGCUUGAGAUACCCGCCCUUUUGGAUUUUUGCGAAAGAAGAAUGUCAGCGAUUGAUGAACUUGGUGUGUGUUGUGUGGUGCAGGGAAGCUCGCUGAUUGAAGAUGCAAACGAGGAAUCGGACAAUGGCCGGAAGUAUGAUUCGAGAGUGCACCUCUCCGGGUUGCGGGGCUCGUUUAUUUGACAUGACUCGGAAAUCUGUGAGGAUCCUUGGGUGACGGUGCCAUAAUGUGAAUCUUUCCUUCUUCGGGGGGAGGGGAGAAGACGUGACGUGGUUUAUUUUUCUCUCGUUUGAAAACGUUUGUGAUUCCUGUGAAGGUGCGGAAGGGGUGUUCCUGUUUUUUUUUUCUUGUUGAUGAUUGAUGAUCAUGAAGAAAUAAUUUUUGUUUGGCGGGGGAUUCGUGAAUCGGUCUGUAGUUAAGUCAUAUUUAGUGAUUUAAUAUGUCCCUUACCCCGAGUAUAAUGAAGACGGUUGAAAUCUCGAGUACAGUUGAACCUCGGAUCACAUCACUCAAACCACCCUAUGCCGAAUGUUUUCGAAAUCCGUUUCCGAAUUCCUUUGGAAAGAAUGCAUUACCUCCUUAAAUCGAAGGCUUUCCCCUCGAAUCUCUGUAACUCCUUGUUUCUGGAUGCAUUUUGGCUAUUAUUAUAUUGACUUCACGAGGGGAUAGAGAAAAUCAUGAAAAAUACAAACUUGAUGUGUUCUGGAAGGAAGUGAAAGAUUAAUUUGGGUAAAUGAACCCAUGCCUCUGAGCUCAUCAUCUUGUCAACUCAUGUAAGAAGCAAUUUGAGGUCCGGAAUAAACCCCGAUUAAAAUUUUCUGCGAUUAUUCCUUUCUCCCCCCCCCCCC
Notodromas monacha is the source of this 3694-nucleotide messenger RNA. NCBI's taxonomy places the organism in Eukaryota, Metazoa, Arthropoda, Ostracoda, Podocopida, Cyprididae. The record is from the annotation of a GenBank genome assembly.